Rubroshorea leprosula is the source of this 1363-nucleotide messenger RNA. The record is from the annotation of a GenBank genome assembly. Lineage: Eukaryota; Viridiplantae; Streptophyta; Magnoliopsida; Malvales; Dipterocarpaceae.
ACUAGUAUCUGUUGCACUAAUUUCUUUCUAUUCCCAGAACUUGAGGACUUUGCCAUUCAAGCGGUAGAGUUGUACCGCAGAAACCUUCCACUUUCCAAGGUUUAAGAUCCACAACAGAAUAUGCAUGGUGAAGAACUGCUAUCAAUAUUCUGCAAUAUAUUAAUUCAGAUAUGUUUGGUGUGGCACUACAGAUAGUAUCUGCACUAAUAUUUGCACUUCGCCGCCGUUCCAUUGGCAUAUGAUUGAAUGAUUUAAAUAUCCUUCUAAAGGAUCCUUACCUAGAGUUUAUGGAUGAUCACUUCAGAGAAUCAGCAGUUCUGACAUUUCUUGCAUAUCAUCUCAGCAACUAUUCAAAAGCUUGUGCUGAUUGCUUUGUGGAAAAGCUCUUCAGGUUGCAGGACUCAUUUUACAGCUAAAGCAGAACAGAGAUAAGAUUGAAGAAAAGGAGGUAAGUGAUCAAUAACACUCAAGCAAUAAACACCUGUGCUGAUUCAAUAAUUUUUAGAAUGUUAGUAUCAUUCUUCUAGCACAUAUAUACUUGAGAAGUUGAAGUGUGGGAUAUCCACUUUGUUGAGCUCUCUAAUGAGAUUCGGUCCUACCCACUUAGCUUCAAUGAAGAUUUUCAGUCACAUCUUGGUGGACACCAACUUCAGAGAAAAAUUAUCUUUUAGAUCAGUUUAACAUGCCUCCCUCUCAACUUCCCUUCUGUCUUUUUGUCCACAAUAAUUGGAUCAUAUUGAAACUGUCACUUUUCAGGUCCAUAUCGAAACUGUCCUUGGUGGACAGGAAAAAGAGUAAAUGGGCAGGGGACUCUACCCUUUGAGUUUCUUGGCAUCUGUGAAUCAAAAAUUAAAUCACCACAGGCAUUGAAACAGCAGAUUGGUCAUGCCUGAGGACAGACCAGUGCCAUUGAAACCAUAUUUGCAAAUGUCAUAUUAGUUCAGUUUGACAUUCAUGCUUGUUUCUUUACAAGCAUUAGGCCUAAUUAACCAAUACUUUAUUAAACGUUAUAUCAGUUCAGUUUGACAUUCAUACCCUUGGCAAAUCCAAUACUUUGCAUGGUGGCAAAGCAGGCAGCAGAUGAGAAUGGAAGGCUUCAAUUCUUUUAUAAACAGUUUGGUUUUUUCCCAGAAAGUCAAACAGUUUUGUUAUAGAAUGUUUAUUCCAAACAAACCAGCAUCACAUAUUUUUCACUUCAGGUAAUGUUUUUAAAGUCUUUCCAGCAUCCAAGUCUAUGGUUUACUAUUGUGAUGUUCCGGUAGUUGAUCUGAUAUCAUAGGAAUAAUUUCUAGAAGAGGUGUGAUCUGCAUUGUGUUUGUCAAAGGUAUGAUGUGUGUUGCUUGUAUAAAAUUAAAAACAGGCA